AAAAAUUUCACAAAAUUCGAGUGUGAGCUUUUAUGGAGGGCAGAAGGUAAUCGACCACACUCUUCUUCCUCCUCCUCACAAAUCUCAAAUCCUCAAUCGCCGAUUCCAUUAUCACAUUCUUCUUCGCCUUCGAUUCUCAUUUUCAUCGCAUCUCUGGUUUUUACAACUUUACAUUGAACGGAGAAGUUGUUUUGAGUUUGGAUAUGGACCAGUGGUGUUUGUGAAUAUAUUAGUAUGAAAAAGUUGAGAAGAUUGGGGAAGGAACUUAUGGUGUGGUGUACAAGGCUCGUGACCGCGUAACUAAUAAGACUAUAGCUUUGAAGAAGAUCCGUUUGGAGCAAGAAGAUGAGGGAGUCCCAAGCACAGCUAUCAGAGAAAUUUCUCUCUUGAAGGAAAUGCAGCAUGGAAACAUUGUGCGGUUACAAGAUGUGGUGCACAGUGAGAAGCGUUUGUAUUUGGUUUUCGAAUACUUAGACCUGGAUCUGAAAAAGUUCAUGGAUUCAUCUCCCAAUUUUUCAAAGGAUCUUCAGCAGAUAAGAUUGUUUCUCUAUCAAAUUCUCCGGGGCAUUGCUUAUUGUCAUUCUCAUAGAGUUCUUCAUCGAGAUCUAAAACCCCAGAACUUAUUAAUAGAUCGUAGCAAUAAUGCACUUAAGCUUGCAGAUUUUGGACUGGCGAGAGCAUUUGGUAUUCCGGUCAGGACUUUUACUCACGAGGUGGUGACCCUCUGGUACAGAGCACCAGAAAUAUUGCUUGGAUCCCGUCAUUACUCCACCCCUGUUGAUAUUUGGUCAGUAGGGUGUAUAUUUGCUGAGAUGCUGAAUCAACGACCAUUAUUCCCUGGGGACUCUGAGAUUGAUGAGUUGUUCAAGAUAUUCAGAAUAUUGGGUACUCCGACCGAGGAUACAUGGCCGGGAGUGGGCUCUCUACCUGAUUAUAAAUCUUCAUUUCCUAAGUGGCCCUCAAAGGACAUAGCGAGUCUUGUUCCAAAUCUCGAAUCAGCUGGUGUUGAUCUUCUUUCGAAAAUGCUUCGUCUGGAUCCCGUGAAGAGAAUUACGGCCAGAGCUGCUCUCGAGCACGAGUACUUCAAAGAUAUUUCCCUCGUGCCUUGAAUUUUGCAUCCGUUUUCAUGGAAAGACAAUUUGUCUAUAGUAUGUUUAGUAAUCAUUUGGAUUUCGAUUGUGUGAGAAUCGUGUGCUUGUGUUGUGAUUUAUAUUUUUGAUCGCUUUCGACAUAGUUUUGAUAAAAAUUUGCUUUGGCUUUUGAUAUGUUAAAAAUCUCUCAAUGGGAGUCUGCUCUCAAUUCUCCCAUGUUCUAUCCAUGGAAAGAUAUAUAUACCAAUGUUGAUUGUAAUUUUCUUCUUUUUCCCUUUUUUUUUGGAGAAAUGGGAAUUAUAUUAAUUUUGAUUAGCCCAAUAAUUUAAUGAUA
Messenger RNA from Cannabis sativa, 1425 nucleotides. RefSeq names its product cell division control protein 2 homolog 2. Gene Ontology annotation, cellular component: cytoplasm; nucleus; cyclin-dependent protein kinase holoenzyme complex. The transcript is spliced from 9 exons. Gene Ontology annotation, biological process: signal transduction; regulation of gene expression; regulation of meiotic cell cycle. Bases 396 to 1109 code for a protein of 237 amino acids. The record is from RefSeq and is a predicted model, not a curated record. Gene Ontology annotation, molecular function: cyclin binding; cyclin-dependent protein serine/threonine kinase activity; ATP binding. NCBI's taxonomy places the organism in Eukaryota, Viridiplantae, Streptophyta, Magnoliopsida, Rosales, Cannabaceae.